CUAGCGGCUGCUCAGAUAGGCCGAUAGUCGCCGAUCGUAACCACGGAUAUAUCAACAACGCCCUUUUGUCAGUAAUCCUCAAUUCCGUCUCACAUAAGUCUCACACGGGGAUACAUAAACCUACUCUGACCGCCCGCACGAAGUCUCUUUUCAGUUGAUUUCUCUUUCGUUCAAUUGCUUGGUGAGAGUGAAGAUGCGUGAAUCUGCCAGCGGUAGCGUAGCUUCUGCCGUGGCCGAGAACGGCACGAAUGCACUCAGUGAUGAACGAACCCCGUUGCUCAAGUCUACAAGUCAACCUCAGAAUCAAGAUGCCGAACCACUAAGUGAAGCUCAAGGAGAUGACCCUGAUCGAGGUUUACCAGCAGGACAAGAGGAAGAGACAACCGUUGUUGCUGAGGAGGUAUCAACUGGCCGGUUGGUUCUCAUCUUUGGUACAGCGUGGAUCGGAGUCUUUUUGGGUGCCAUCGACUCUACUAUUAUUGCGACUCUCUCAGGACCAAUUUCGAGCGAGUUCCAAUCCCUCAGCUUGUUGUCAUGGCUUGCAACCGCCUACCUCAUCUCCAAUGCCGCAUGCCAACCUAUUUCGGGGCGGUUGACAGAUAUCUUUGGCCGAGGACCGGGUCUCGUAUUCAGCAAUAUAUUCUUCGCAGCCGGUAAUCUCAUUUGUGGUCUGGCCCGUGAUCAGACCACCAUGAUCAUAGGACGUGUUGUCGCAGGCAUUGGAGGUGGUGGAUUGAUGAGCAUCUCGACGUUCCUGGGCUCAGACCUGGUCCCUCUACGUAAGAGAGGCAUUAUUCAGGGCUUAGGUAACAUCUGCUAUGGAUCUGGUGCAAUGCUGGGUGGUGUGUUUGGCGGCUUGAUUAAUGAUCACACAUCCCAGGGCUGGAGACUUGCCUUCUUGAUCCAGGUACCUCCAGUACUCGUCUCUGCUGUAGCAGUUCAUUUCUUGGUCAGGGUUCCUCCUAAGCAGUCGGAUAAGUCGUUCCUUGCACGCAUCGACUUUAUGGGGGCAUUCUUGACAUCUUCUUUCUUGGUAUUCCUGCUCUUGGGCCUCAACUCAGGCGGAAAUAUUGUGCCGUGGACUCAUCCACUCCCGCUGACCACGAUACCUCUUGCUUUCAUCACAUUUGGCUUAUUCUUGUUCUGGGAGAGUAAGGCCCGCCAGCCAAUCAUACCAGUGAAGCUUCUUCUCGACCGGACUGUCUUGAACGCCUGUCUCUGCAAUCUUGCCUGUACGAUGGCGGUAAUGGGGGCGCUCUUCUAUGUUCCCCUGUACCUGCAGGUUCUUGGCAGUAGUGCCACACAAUCUGGUAUCCAGAUUCUCCCAUCACCGAUCGGUAUCUCAGUGGGAUCUCUCCUUUCGGGCUUCAUUAUGAAGAGAACUGGAAAAUACACCAAACUAGGUGUAGUGAGCUUGCUCUUCCUUAUUGCGGGAGUUGUGGUUCUUACAAUACAAAAUGAGCAUAGUCCCAAGUGGCUGAUGGGAGUUUCUUUCUUCUUGAUCGGUUCUGGAUAUGGUGCAACCCUCACAACGACGUUGUUGGCAUGCAUUGCUGCUGUUGACCACUCUCAGCAGGCUGUCAUCACCUCUGCAACCUAUCUGGCACGCAGCCUCGGUAGUACUGUGGGAGUUACCAUUGGCUCAGCCGUGUACCAAAACAUCCUCAAAGCUAGACUUUGGGACAGAUUCGGUGCCGAGCCUGGGGCUGCAGAUGAGAUUCGCCGCAUCAGAGACGACCUGGAUGAGAUUAAGCAUCUUCCUGAAGGAUGGUAUGACGGCGUCAUCAGCUCUUUUGUGGAGGCCUUCAGGGGAGUGUGGCUUACACUGCUGGCCUUCGCUAUCAUUGGGCUACUGUGCAUCUCGCUCAUGAGGCAGCACACCCUUCAUUCGACUCUUGAGAGACGGUGAUUACUUUUGAAGCGGAGCCGUAAAUGAGGAUCAUAUCGUAAGGGGUUUGAAAGAGUUGGAAGAAAGAGAAAUUGAAAAUGCUGGAAGGAUAGAUUAAAGCAGUGGUUGAAGACCCGCCCUAGGUAGACAUGUAGUAAAUCACGGAUAUUCGUGGAUAAUGGGUCAAAUUUUCAGCCAGUGCUUGAAUGGGAUCGGUGCUAGUGAUGAGGCAUCUACAAUUUCCAUUUAAAUUUCUUUCAAUAGAAGUACGCUUUUUGAAAGAUGGCUUUCUUAG
Fusarium oxysporum Fo47 is the source of this 2183-nucleotide messenger RNA. RefSeq names its product major facilitator superfamily domain-containing protein. Gene Ontology annotation, molecular function: basic amino acid transmembrane transporter activity. Bases 194 to 1909 code for a protein of 571 amino acids. The transcript is spliced from 2 exons. The record is from RefSeq and is a predicted model, not a curated record. NCBI's taxonomy places the organism in Eukaryota, Fungi, Ascomycota, Sordariomycetes, Hypocreales, Nectriaceae. Gene Ontology annotation, biological process: transmembrane transport; basic amino acid transport. Gene Ontology annotation, cellular component: fungal-type vacuole membrane.